GGGGAUUUCCGAUUUAGAACGAAUAUUCAUACCCUGCCUACACUGCUCUCCGACGACGACCAUCUGUCAGGAAUUGUCCGUCCGUCGUCCAGAGCUACGUUAUCGCAGCUAGUUCUAAUUCAGUACAUAGCAAUGCCAAAACUGAAAAACGCACAUAUGUCAUUUGUUCUAUAUUCAAUUCAUUUAUCUGUUUUCGUUCCUAUAAGGCAUGUGCACAUUAAGAAAAGACUGUUAGCUACCUGAUAGACGUUCUCGCUUGUCAUGCGGGCCGCCAUCCCCAUAUACGUCUAACUAAUUACAGGAUUUUUACUUUUUUAGUGUUUUUCUUAUUUGGUUAGGGUAUUUCUACCUAAACGGACCAAAAUUGACUCGGAAUUACCGAAACCAGGGACAUAUAUAUCUUAUUAUACGUCCCUGCCGAAACAGAGAAAAAUGAGGCUUAAAUUAGCAUUAUUUUCAGAGAACGGAACGAAAUACAUUUGUAUAUGUUCUACAAUGCCCAACUGUAUGUAUCAUAUUACAGGUUUAAUUUUUAUUUGACUGAAAAGUAUUUAAAAUAAAUGUUUUAAUCAUUUGCGAUAUGCGGCCCGAUUGUCGUCAGAGUUGAAUUACCGAAAUGGCAGAUAAUGAAAUUGAAAUAGAUAUUUUUUAUGAGAUAAUGGUUCUUAUUAGCUGAUUCCUCAAAAUGGCAUAUCUGUGGCAUACGUUGUAGCGGAACUGGAUCAUCGGCGACCAGUUAGCUCAGUCGGUAGAGCAUCUGACCAGUGUUCAGAGGUCCUGGGUUCGAACCCCGUUCUCGCCAUGCAUUUUGCCGCACGUACUACCUUUGGUGCCGUGAUCAUGACCCAACCUUGUUUCAAGUGUGGUGAAUACUUGACAAGGGGAUACCUGAACCUGGGUUGUGAGUUGUUAAGGCUAGUGUUCGGAGGUCCCGGGUACAAACACUUGUCUGGCUGUGCAUUUCUCCACUUCUACUUCUACAUGAUAUUGACUAGCCCCUGUGGACAGACAUCUGGCAUUGUAAGAAACGCAUGCCCAAGUUUCAGCAACUUUCCUUAGUACCAUUGAAGAUGCCGAAGAAAUUCAAAGGAGAAAAUUCCAAGGCUGUUGAAGCAAAAGCAAGGAAAGCAGCUGUCCAGCAUGCCGAGAAAGAGAAAAGAGAACAAGCUCUGGAAGAUGCAUAUUGGAAAGACGAUGAUAAACAUAACGCAAAAAAAACGCAACGGAAGGAUGACAAAGAAAAGAAAAGACUGGAGCAGCUGGAUAGGAAAAAAGAAUUACAAAGACUUCACGAUGAAGAAAUGAAUAGCAUCAAGUCAAAGGCUUCCACAGGAGGGAGUUCAAAGGUCACUCAGUCUCAGAUACAGAACCAGAUUGCAAUGGAAAAGAGAUUGGCACAAGCGACGGCAACUAAAGGUAAUGCUUUGCCAGAUGAGGUGCCGAUUGAGGAAAAUGUCAACCGACUGCUCCCAACAGAAGGAGAAGCUCGUAGUGUAGAAGAUGCUCUUUCAGUACUCAGUGUGAAAGAACCAGAAAUAGACAUGCAUCCGGAGAAGAGAGUCAAAGCUGCCUACCAAAAAUAUGAGGAUGAACGUUUACCACAAUUGAAAAAGGAGAACCCAAACCUAAGACUUUCACAGUUAAAACAAAUGCUACGAAAAGAUUGGAUGAAGUCACCAGAAAACCCUUUGAAUCAAAGGCUCAUGCAAUCAUAGUCUGGAUUAAAUGAUAUAUGGGACUUGGUUUGCUGAUACCAUGCGCAUUGUCAAUAUUGAGCUUGAGCUGUAACAUCUAAGUUGGAACAGGUAGAGCAGCAUCUCAGCAUCUGAUAGCAGAACACUUACAGUCUAAAUAUUGGAUUGUGAUUAAAUAGUUGCAGUGAAAAUGCACAGUGUUCAGUGUAACAGAAACUGGUCAAAAAGACACCUAUUGUUACUAAUUUAUCUGGCAGUAAUCAUAAGCUCACCCCUAUCAAUGUAUUGUUAACUCGUCUGGUCCAAGGGAGGACCAAAGUGAUGCUUAUGCCAUACCAUGGUGUCCAUCGUCCAUAAAUAUAUCAACAGUUUCUUUAAAUUAACUAAAUUUGACUGAAAGUAUCCCCAGGUAGUGGGAAUUCCAGUCCAAAUUGUACAAAUGGUUUGGCUGACACCCCUGUAUUGCUAUAGUGGCUUAUUCUAUUAAUGACCCCCCCCCCCCCCCCCCCCCCCCUCCCCUCUGUGAUAAGGGUUAGGACCCUAAAAUAAGAUUUUGUCUUAAUUUAAGGCCAAGUAUUGGAAUCAAGUCAAAGGUCAAGGUGAUUAGGCCAAAAGGACAAGGUCAAAUUUAGCAUCUUUUCACAGUGAUGAAAAUUUUGUUGGUAGGAAUUAAAUAAGAAGUCAACUCGCCAAAGAUCCAGGUCAUUAGUCAAAAGUCAAGGUCAUUUGGGCCAAUGGGAAGUGUUCUGCCACAAUCAUUGUAAUAGGCAGGUGAGUGAUACAGGCCCUGUGGGCCUCUUGUUGCUAAUUUAUCUGGCAGUAAACGCACCCCUUUCUAAUGCAGUUCAGGAUACAUGCCAAAAAAGCACAUAAAAUGUACCCCUAUACAGAAUUUACUUCAGUGAUUAUGUUUUCGGUUUAUAGCAGGACAAAUAUGGAUAUGAAGCAAUUUUAUUUUUGAUUUGGUUACAUACCCAAAGUUUACCAAGAUAACCUAAUGUAGGCACUACCUAAAUUGUGUAGGUCGGUAUGUUCUUCUAUUUUUAGUAAUAGAUCAUGAUCAUAUUAUUGUCUUAUUCAGGAAGACUGCAUUUAAUUUUGUGAUAACACAUACUAUAUAAAGACUGUUUACUUUUGUUUGUAAUACAACAUGAAAUGUUUCCAUUUUUUGCCAUAUCUCUGAUGUUUUCCAAUUAAAGUGCUAGAUCUGUUAUAUGACAAUAAUUAUAUUUAUGUAUUUUAUGGAAUAGUUUUGAUAUAUUUAAUGAUAUCAAGCAAUCAUCAUUAAUUUUGGUUGUUUAUUAUACUUAUUUAUACAUUGUAUAUCCAAUUUGUAAAUUGGUUCUAACCAUGUUGAGUGUGAGAUUUACGAUGAGAUGGAUGUUAACACUGUACACCUGCUGCAAGUGAUAUACCAGAAUGGACCAAUUUGGUCAACAUUGAGAGAUUGUCUUUACUAAAGAAGAACAUAUGAUGUGAAUAAGGAAGUCAAUUUCCCUUGUGUUUGUUUACUUCAAGUAAUGAUUUGAAAUAGUUAGAUAUGGAUAUUUAUUAUAAUAAAGUCAGACAAGUGGGGGACUUGCUAUGGUAAGUCAGUAUUUUUAUUUUUUGCCUUCUGCUUUGCGUAUGAACUUGUCAUGGAUUUUUCUCUGUAACAACUCAAAUGAUAUUUAAAUUCUUAUUGGUAUAAAAAUAUAUAGCAUUAUCUGAAAAGUGGCUGCCAUACAUUCCCUGUGUUCUGCUUGACCUCCAGUCAUCGUCCUUGGUACUCCAGGUGUUACAUCACUUUCGAUCUCUGCAUCACAUGUGUAUACAUAUACAGGUAUGCAUGUCAUGAAAAAAUUGAUGUCUCAGUCACAGUCAUCUUAAGGAUGAAACAAAAAUCGCUGUACCUUUAAAUUGCCUGGCUUUGAACUUGGUUGUCACUCCUCUGUCAUCUUCAAAAGAAAUGCUUCAAGUUUAGCGAUGGGCCAUUUUUUUUCCUGACACCAAUCAAAUAGCUUGUUGUGUGCCUUUAGUUUUGCCAUGACAUAGUUUUGUCAUGACAUAUUUCAUUGGUACAGAAAGUGAAAGUGUACAUACCCCUGAAGUAUCAAGUACACAAUGUUCCAAGAUAGACACCAUCACACCUGCAUAUUUAUGUAUGUAUAUGAUAAAAUUAAAAGUUUUUCUUUUCUUGAUAUAUAUGUACAUGUACAAACAUGUCAAUAUAAAACAGUCUUCCUUUGUUAUUUUUGGUCCUAUGUUUAUAUAUAUAUAUAUAUAUAUAGAUAUAUACAAUAUGUAAGUAUAACUGAAGACACACCUGUUAGUAAAGCAUACACGCUUUCAUCAUAAAAUCUUCAGCUGCUUUUUAUCUUAGUAGGCAUCUCGUUCAGUCAGAAAAAUAUUGAUGACGACAUACAUUUAGUGUGUUAGUGUGUUGGCAGCCACAUAUGGUUACAGAGAUGUCUACUAAGAUGUAAAGCAUCUGAAGAUUUUAAGAUGAAAGUGCUUAUGCUUUACUAACAAGUGUUUCUUAAGUAUUCUUUUUUAGAUAUACUUACCAGACACUGAGAACCAGAAAAUGUGCACGGAUGAGAGUUACAUAUAACUCAAAAGAAUUCUUUCAUCUGUUUCGGAAGGCAUCACAUGGCAGUUAUAUAUGAUCAUAAUACACAUUUUUUUGGUCACUGAAACAUAAUCUGCACUCCAUACCAUGCAGUCUUUUGGAACAAAAUAGGAAUAUUGACCUUUUGACAAAUUCUGCACCAGUAUUGGUCAUGGAAAACAGGAAUGUUUAUGGUCAAGUGGAAGUUACUCCAAUCCGAAUAUUUGUUUAGUCAAGAUAAUCAUACCAACAUCUUUUUUUUUUGUAUUAGAAAAAGGGAGUGAUUUUGAGUGAUAUCUUUUUAAGUAUAGACACAAUGCAUCACACUCAUUUUAAAAAAUACUUUUUUGAUGCAAGGAAUGCAUGGCUCAUAAGUUAAGAUUGUUUUGGAUCAAAUAUAUUUUGCUACUAUUUAAGUUCUGCUUGUAAAUAGUUGUGCAAACAUAUACAAUUUUGAGACUGAUAAGAAAAUUAAAAUGGCUUACAUGUUUUAUUUUGACUGUUUAUAUUUCUCAGAACGCAGGUCUAUGAUCCUUCUUAUACUUAAAUUUAAGACUGAUCAUUGAAACAAAAUAGCUGCCAGACAGCCAUGUUGGAUUUUUAAAGUUAAAUAUUGUUAUAGCCAGGUCAUUCCUUCGAAAGCUUUUCAUUGAUCUUUCUCAAAUUUCAUAUUCUAAGAUAGCUUGAAUGAAGUUGUUCAUGAUCAAUUCUUUGGACUGAUGAAAGAAACAAAAACGCUGACAGUCAGCCAGCUUGGAUUUCACGAUUGAAGUUGGUUAUUAUUUCACAGAAAGUACCAUUGGGAUCUUUCUCAAAUUAAAAUUUUCCUACCCUCUAA
Messenger RNA from Pecten maximus, 5122 nucleotides. RefSeq names its product coiled-coil domain-containing protein 124-like. NCBI's taxonomy places the organism in Eukaryota, Metazoa, Mollusca, Bivalvia, Pectinida, Pectinidae. Gene Ontology annotation, molecular function: transcription coactivator activity. The transcript has 5 exons. The record is from RefSeq and is a predicted model, not a curated record. Gene Ontology annotation, cellular component: nucleus. Gene Ontology annotation, biological process: transcription by RNA polymerase II. Bases 1032 to 1715 code for a protein of 227 amino acids.